AUGGCUUCGACCCGACCUACCGCGCCCGAAAUUCACCAGGUAGUUAACCUGCUGAUUGACAACCUUGUUAACAUCAAAGAUGAGACGGGCAAGUUCUUGAUGCCCCUACCAGACGGUCGCAUCAUUGAUACCAAGUCUUGGCAUGGCUGGGAGUGGACGCAUGGCAUUGGCCUGUAUGGCGUGUGGAAGUGUUACGAGAUGACUGGCGACACAAAACUGCUGAAGAUUAUCGAGGACUGGUUCGCAGCGCGAUUCGUCGAAGGCACCACCAAGAAUAUCAACACUAUGGCCCCCUUCUUGACGCUGGCCUAUGUCUACGAGAAAACCGGCAAUAUCUCCUAUCUGCCCUGGUUAGAGGCAUGGGCUGAGUGGGCAAUGUACGACUUACCACGCACCCGGUACGGCGGUAUGCAGCACAUCACUUACGACAACGAAAACUACCAGCAGCUCUGGGAUGAUACCCUGAUGAUGACUGUGAUGCCGUUGGCCAAGAUCGGCAAGCUUCUGAACAGGCCCCACUACAUUGCCGAGGCCAAGAAGCAAUUCCUAACUCACAUCAAGUAUCUGUUCGACACCAAGACCGGAUUGUUCUUCCACGGCUGGACUUUUGAAGAUGGCGGCCAUAACUUUGCGGACGCGCGGUGGGCACGUGGAAACAGCUGGAUCACUAUUGUGGUUCCGGAGAUUAUUGAGCUGCUGGACUUGGGGCCAAUGGAUCCUAUUCGACUGCACUUAAUUGAGACCCUGGAGGCCCAGUGCGAGGCUCUCCAGCGAUUGCAGUCUGCCUCGGGUGGGUGGCACACUCUGCUGGACCACCCGGACUCUUACCUCGAGGCCUCAGCAACUGCUGGCUUUGCUUAUGGUAUCUUAAAGGCGGUUCGCAAGCGCUAUAUUGGCGCGCAGUACCGAUGUGUUGCCGAGAAAGCAAUUACCUCCGUGCUCAUGAACAUUGAUGACAAGGGCGAGCUCCAGAACACCAGUUUCGGCACCGCCAUGGGUGACUGUCUCCAAUUCUACAAGGAUAUCCCUCUCACGUCCAUGCCGUACGGUCAGGCUAUGGCUAUCAUGGCCCUCGGGGAGUAUCUGUGGACCUACUUGUAG
This is a messenger RNA of Aspergillus pseudoviridinutans, 1101 nucleotides long. RefSeq names its product glycoside hydrolase family 88/105 protein. NCBI's taxonomy places the organism in Eukaryota, Fungi, Ascomycota, Eurotiomycetes, Eurotiales, Aspergillaceae. The transcript has a single exon. The record is from RefSeq and is a predicted model, not a curated record. Gene Ontology annotation, biological process: carbohydrate metabolic process. Bases 1 to 1101 code for a protein of 366 amino acids.